This is a messenger RNA of Salvelinus fontinalis (brook trout), 1076 nucleotides long. Its product is annotated as nucleoplasmin-like. Bases 372 to 920 code for a protein of 182 amino acids. Gene Ontology annotation, molecular function: RNA binding; chromatin binding; histone binding. Gene Ontology annotation, cellular component: nucleoplasm; cytoplasm; nucleolus. Gene Ontology annotation, biological process: chromatin remodeling; positive regulation of DNA replication. The record is from RefSeq and is a predicted model, not a curated record. Lineage: Eukaryota; Metazoa; Chordata; Actinopteri; Salmoniformes; Salmonidae. The transcript has 10 exons.
GAACAUGCUCUCCACUCCAUGCACUCUUAGCCCGAGACCGCUCUACUGGGCACCCGAUGAGCAAUUUCACACAAAAGAAUGGAGAGGGUGCCCUGGUUCAGCAAGUGUUCCGAAGGUUAUGUGUUCUCUGAAAGUCACGGUAGAGGCUAGGCGGUGGAUUGGGAUUCAAACAGUGCCUCUGUUCUAGGGUGCGUCAUCCCGGGUAAACGGGACAAUUAGCUUUGGCGCUUAAUGCUUUAUUAGCGUCACCUGUCAACUCAUCAUCUUUAUAAUCGUCAAUCAUAUCAGAAAAUGCGUUUCUCUCGUUCUCUAUCUGUCCAGGACCAGUCUGAAGUGCAGCGCCUUCGGUAAAGUUUUUCAAGUUUGUAAAAAUGCACAAACAGGAAAAACCCCUGUCGAUGUUAUGGGGUUGUGAACUCAGCGACUCAAAGAUGCAGGAAACAUUCAAAACGGAUGAUACAAACUACCAACACCAACUCGCCCUGAGAACUAUGUGUCUGGGCGCAGGCGCAAAAGAAGAGUUCAACAUUGUGGAGUUGAUUACUGGAGAACCGGCUAAUGGUAAAGGUGUAGCCGUGGCGACCCUACAUGCCAACGGCAUGCCCAUGGUCAAUCUCUCUGGGCUUGAACUCCACCCUCCUGUCACCUUCAGGCUGAAGAGUGGUGCUGGACCUGUGUACAUCUGUGGGGAACACAUUGCACUGGAGGAUGACCUCUCAGGCAUGGAGAGUGGUGAUGAGGAGAUGGAGGAUGAGGAGGAAGACAUUGAGGAGUCUCCUGUGAAGCCUAAGAAAGCACUAGCCAAAAGCGUAAAUGCUGCAGGCAAGAAAAAGAAGCCAGAGGCAGCAGAUGAACCCGUGUCUGACGAUGAGAACCCUCCCAAAAAGGGAAAGGGGAGAGGAAAAGGCAGGGGAAAGUAAUCCCAGGUGCUGCUGCUCAUCCAAAUGUCCUAUUUGGUCAAUACAAAGGUUCUGUCAAUCAAUUAGUGUCUUUCUACCUGUUCAGUACAUGGAUUAAACUAAGGCUGUUUGUCCUGUACAUGUGGUCGGCGCUUUAAGUAAAUCGUUUGGAAGAAA